Messenger RNA from Strongylocentrotus purpuratus (purple sea urchin), 2374 nucleotides. RefSeq lists its product as uncharacterized. Bases 232 to 627 code for a protein of 131 amino acids. The record is from RefSeq and is a predicted model, not a curated record. The transcript is spliced from 7 exons. NCBI's taxonomy places the organism in Eukaryota, Metazoa, Echinodermata, Echinoidea, Camarodonta, Strongylocentrotidae.
UUGUCUUUUCUUUUUCAUUUCUGAAAUCAGCAUCAGGAACAUUUUGGAACUGAAACCUCAGAAAAUGUGAGUAAAUCAGCCAAUCUUGAGAUUGUUGCGAGUACCAAACCAAGGCAUGCCAAGAACAAGACAGAUGAUACACCCCUACUGGCCCCUUUCCCACCCCUCUGCUUCAAGAUCAAUGCUCGUCCACCUCCAGGGAAGCUCUACUACUUCUCCUAUGGAGCUACAAUGAACCCAACCAGGUUAUCCACUUAUAUAGGAUCCAAAGUUGAACAGAGAUUAUGGGGUAUUCUCUUUGGAUUUGCUCUGCAAUUCAAUAAGAAAGGUCAAGACAUAGAGGCUGGAGGCUUUGCAAACAUAGAGUUUUCUCCCGAUAGCUCUGUGGAGGGCUGUGUCUACUGCUUGAAUCCAUCUCAAUUAAAUUCACUGGACAAGUUUAUGGGUUGCCCAGAGUUUUACACCAAGAUUGUACUACCAGUAUGGAUGGUGAACUGCACUGACCCCAACAAGUUUGGUGUAGCCCAGUACUGUAUCCCAGCUGCUAUGUACAUAGCCCAGGACAAAUGGACCCAUACAGAUGAAUCGGCUCCUCUAGCAGCGAAUACAGCAUUCGACAGUGCAUGACAGGGGCAGACCUCUCUCCCCAGCCUACAAACAACAUCUUCAGACCCUUGUAUGCUGACCAUACACCCUGUGACCUGGUAAGCUGACCUGAGAGCUGACCUGAGAGCUGACCUGGUAAGCUGACCUGGGAGCUGACCUGGGAGUUGAUCUGAGAGCUGACCUGGUAAGCUGAUCUGAGAGCUGAUCUGGUAAGCUGACCUGGGAGCUGAUCUGGAAAUAUGACCUGGUGACUUGAUGAGCUCACUUGUCAAGGCCCUGGGAUUCUAACCCUGUCCAAUCUUUCUAGAUUCAAUAGACACUAGACCAGAUUCAAUGGAUAGUUUGAUCAGAAUUCAGCAGCAAUGUCAAAUGUGGGAGUUUAUAGUUCUUAAAACUGAUUGCUUAGGCCUUAGAUUUUCUUAGUCCUGAACCUUGUCUUAUAAACCUUUGUGAUUGAAUCAGAGUGACGUCAACUUGAUAUCAAUCAGAAAUCUGUACUGAGAUAAGGAUUUGUAAAUUUGUAAUUGAUUGAAGGACUUGCCAUCAAUGUGUAUCAAUCGCGACUUAGGACAGGCCCCUCAGCUUUUCGAUGCUUCACUACUGUGCACUACUGGGCAGCACUACUGGCACUACGGGGCAGCAUCCAAAUUGCAUAACUAUGAAAGAUGAAAAUAUGUUACCAACAGUGCUCCUACCUUUGAGCUUAUAAUUUUUGCAAUUUUUGCAAUAUGACUUUGGCAUAAUCAGAAUCUGAAAUUUUGUGUACAGAUAACUAUUUGAUAAUGUAAAGGGAAAAGAAAUCUUUGAGAACACCAAGAAAAAUGAAAGUACAUUUUUAUAGCACAUUGGUGCCAAAAUUCCCAACCUUUCAUCAGAAUAAUUUGUUUGAAGUUGAAAUAAUUGCUUUGUUAUUUCUAUAAAGAUGAACUGAUUUUAUAAAUAACCAAGAUGAUGAAGCAUGGGUACUUUGUUUCAUUUAAUAGUUGUGCUCAUUUGCACCCAAACCACCCUUUUUAUGUCUUCAUCUGUUUUUCAAAUUAGCAACACUUGUAGUAGUACACUCUCCCACCGAAAUAGUAACGUAUCUGAAACUUAUUCACAGGAAUGGGAGUUGCAUUAGCAAAUAACCAGUUGCCUGUUUCUAUUGACUUUGAGAUUAUCACUGCACUGUAGUUCCUUUCAAAACAGAUACAAAAAAUUGCACAAUUGUGCAGUAACAUGUUACUUUCAGGUGAUGCAUGUAGUGUAUCUUGUGGACAGUGAGUUGUAACUUUAUGAGUCAGAUCAUAAAAUGCUAAGUAUAAUCCUUGAUUUAUUAAGACAUUUUACCAGAAUUAAAAAAUGUCUCCACUGGGGAGUAUUGUAUCAUUAGCCCCUCUAAAACCCCAAAGAUACCAUUAGAUAAUGUCAUUUCCAUUACAGAGUGUUGAUGUUGAUACUUUUAAAAUUGCCCUUUGCUUAAGAGUGAGAGUAUUCCCCUCACUUCUUUUGGUAAAAUAUCAAUUGCACAAUAUAUGUUUGGCUGCACAUGGGUCAGGGUAGGUAACUAGACAAAAAUCAAGUUUCACCAGUUUUUUUUUUUUUUUUUUAAAUUAAAAACGAAUUAAGCUUUUAUGGAUUUGGGAGGAAGUAGAAAGUUCAAAAUCUCUGUUUAUCCAUGCAUAUAUUGAAAAUUUCUAACUUUUCAAGAGAGUUUCUGUUCAUGUACCCUGCUAUAUUUAUUCCAGAUGCAUGACUUUUUUACUAAAAACAUGCAACAGUAAAAGAA